Molecule: messenger RNA, 321 nt
Organism: Hydatigera taeniaeformis
Lineage: Eukaryota; Metazoa; Platyhelminthes; Cestoda; Cyclophyllidea; Taeniidae
Source: the annotation of a GenBank genome assembly
AUGGUGUGUUGUUGUUUUUCUAGCAAAUAUGAAUCUCGUUGCACCAGAGUUGCCCGUAAUACCAAUGAUCCAGUCUGGAUUCACAACUUCACAUUUGAAAACUUCGUGAUCAAUUCCAAAGAACUAGAAGUUGCCAUCUUCGAUUACUUUCAGGGCAGAACGGCUUUCAUUGGAGAGGUCCUUAUCAACCUGCAGGUGGCUGACUUAUCCGGACGUGCCUACUGGUAUCCCAUUCCCCCAGUUUGGGAUACUGGUGAUCAGGAUCUUUCUAGUCAGGUUCGUCUAUUUUUACUGUUAGGACAUCCGCGCUCGUAUCGAUAA